CACCUCUCGCGCGUGAACUUACAUGCAGGCGCAGCCACGGCUACACGACAGGUGUGCGGCUGCGCAGCUUACCUACCGCCUACUUGACACACAGCAGCACAGCACAGCAUGCCAUAUGCCUGGCAUGAUCCGCACCUUCAUGGCCCACGGACGUGUCGCGGCGGAGGCAGGCUGCGGCCUUGCUGAGCAGGAUGCGCGCGCCGGCCCGCUCAAUCGCGCACCUGUCGCCAAUGGGCGUGCCGUGAGUCAUUACCUAGCAGCAGCACUGCGCGCAGCCUGAGAGUCAGAAGCCGCGCUGCCAUUGUUUGGUUUGUGCAUGCGCAGCUGCGCGUGUGGGAAGCGCCGGUAUGAGUAUGUGCAGCAAUCUUGCGUACAAAGCAGUGGCCUUGCUAUUCUUUGUAUUCACAGCAUGCGCGCUCGAUGCCGACAAUGGCGCGGGUCCAAUCCGCGGGUCCAACUCGGGCAAUCAUCGUGUAUGCACGCCAUACACGCUAAGCUCUAGCUGUACCACGCCGCAAUACCCACAAGGCAAGGCCUCAGCGGUGUUUGCACGCUAGGCGCGCGCGAUGGCUUAUGCACCCCCAAGUAAGACUCCCGUGGGGGAACUGAAUGGCGCGGAGGGCCACAAGCUUCGGCGCGGGCGACAGACUGUCUAUGCUCGCCCAGUUGCUGUAGCAAACAGCACGCACGCUGUACCGUGUCCGCAGCGCCGCAAGUGUGGCUGGGCCUGGGCGAGGCAGCACGGCCCCGGGGAGCUUCGUGCCACUUGCCUCAUAUCGAGGCCGUGUCAGGACGCCGCGAGCACGGCUCACACGGACUUGGUGUGAUACAUCGCUUGUUUUUGAAAUAGCUAAUGAUGCUUAGCAGGCCACUAAAAUGCGUCCAGCGACAGUCAAGCAACCACCAUGGCGGUUGGAUGCAAAGACGCGCAGCCAAACAGGCCCCAGGAGUUUACAGGAAAACUCUGUAAACAGAAGGAUGA
Molecule: messenger RNA, 982 nt
Organism: Chlamydomonas reinhardtii
Lineage: Eukaryota; Viridiplantae; Chlorophyta; Chlorophyceae; Chlamydomonadales; Chlamydomonadaceae
Exons: 3
Coding region: 116-280 (54 amino acids)
Source: RefSeq, a predicted model, not a curated record